This is a messenger RNA of Pneumocystis jirovecii RU7, 1965 nucleotides long. RefSeq names its product hsp72-like protein. Gene Ontology annotation, molecular function: misfolded protein binding; ATP binding; ATP-dependent protein folding chaperone. The transcript has 2 exons. NCBI's taxonomy places the organism in Eukaryota, Fungi, Ascomycota, Pneumocystomycetes, Pneumocystales, Pneumocystaceae. Bases 1 to 1965 code for a protein of 654 amino acids. The record is from RefSeq and is a predicted model, not a curated record. Gene Ontology annotation, biological process: protein refolding; cellular response to unfolded protein; vesicle-mediated transport. Gene Ontology annotation, cellular component: nucleus; cytoplasm; plasma membrane.
AUGGGAGUAGAUAAAGCAAUUGGUAUUGAUUUAGGAACCACGUUUUCAUGCGUGGGAGUAUGGAUAUCAGGACAUGUAGAGAUUAUAGCGAAUGAUCAAGGGAAUCGAACCACACCAUCAUAUGUAGCGUUUACAGAUUCAGAAAGACUUAUUGGAGAUGCAGCAAAAAACCAGGUUGCAAUGAAUCCAUGCAAUACAGUAUUUGAUGCAAAACGUCUGAUUGGACGGAAAUUCGGGGAUCCAGAAGUGCAAUCAGAUAUGAAACAUUGGCCUUUUAAAGUUAUAGACAAAGGUCAGAAGCCUUAUAUUCAGGUUGAAUAUAAAGGGGAUAUUAAAACAUUUACGCCGGAGGAGAUUUCAUCAAUGGUCCUUACAAAAAUGAAGGAAGUGGCAGAAGCGUAUCUUGGGACUAAAGUUUCCAAUGCUGUUAUCACGGUCCCAGCAUAUUUCAAUGAUUCACAGCGACAGGCUACGAAAGACGCAGGAUUGAUUGCAGGAUUGAAUGUUUUACGUAUUAUCAAUGAACCUACAGCAGCAGCCAUUGCAUAUGGUCUAGAUAAGAAGACAUCAAAUGAAAAGAAUGUGCUUAUUUUUGAUCUUGGAGGAGGAACUUUUGACGUAUCGUUAUUAACUAUCGAAGAAGGAAUUUUUGAAGUCAAAGCAACCGCAGGCGAUACCCAUUUGGGAGGAGAAGAUUUUGACAAUCGUCUUGUAAACCACUUCAUUGCUGAAUUUAAACGCAAACACAAGAAAGAUCUUUCAGGGAAUGCACGAUCUCUUCGUCGGCUUCGAACAGCAUGUGAGCGUGCUAAACGGACUCUUUCAUCAUCAACACAGACGAGUAUAGAAAUUGAUUCCUUAUUUGAAGGAAUUGAUUUAUAUACUUCUAUUACUCGUGCUCGAUUUGAAGAACUUUGUCAAGAUCUUUUUAGGGGAACAAUGGAACCAGUUGAGAAAGUUCUUCGUGAUUCUAAAAUUGAUAAAUCAAGUGUUCAUGAAAUUGUAUUGGUUGGUGGUUCUACGCGUAUUCCGCGUAUUCAGAAAUUGGUUUGUGAUUUUUUUAAUGGAAAAGAGCCAAAUAGAACGAUCAAUCCAGAUGAAGCUGUUGCCUAUGGUGCGGCAGUUCAAGCUGCUAUUCUUUCAGGAGACACAUCGGAACAAACUCAAGACAUACUCUUGCUUGAUGUGGCGCCUCUCUCAAUGGGUAUUGAAACUGCAGGCGGUGUGAUGACAACACUUAUUAAACGGAAUACAACUGUCCCGACUAAAAAGUCCGAAGUCUUUUCUACUUAUGCAGAUAACCAGCCUGGUGUACUUAUCCAAGUAUAUGAAGGCGAACGUGCACGUACCAAAGAUUGCCACUUACUUGGACAAUUUGAUUUAACAGGCAUUCCACCUGCACCUCGUGGUGUUCCUCAAAUUGAAGUUACUUUUGACAUUGAUGCUAAUUCAAUUCUUAAUGUCUCUGCUGUUGAGAAAGGGACAGGUAAAACAAGCAAUAUUACUAUCAAGAAUGAAAAAGGUCGUUUAUCAAAGGAAGAAAUUGAGCGUAUGAUUCAAGAAGCAGAGAAAUAUAAAGCUGAAGAUGAAGCUGAAUCAGCACGUAUCUCUGCCAAAAAUUCAUUGGAAUCUUAUGCAUAUAGCUUAAAGAACACAUUGUCAGAUGAAAAAUGUAAAGACAAGAUUCCUGCUCAAGACCGUGAAAGACUUCAGACAUCUGUUAACGAAGUAACAUCAUGGGUAGAGCUAAACCAGACAGCAACAAAAGAAGAAUAUGAUUCUAAACAGAAAGAGCUUGAAACAGUUGCUGGACCUAUUAUGUCCAAGAUGUAUCAAACAGGUGAUGGUAUUCCUGGCAUGGGAGGCAUGGGUGGUAUGGGUGGCAUGGGUGGCAUGGGUGGCCAACCAGGUGGUUUCCCUAAUGCAAAUGAUGAUCAUGGUCCAUCAGUUGAGGAGGUUGAUUAA